AGCUAGCCGCGCAGCAUGCACUGGGGGGUUGGCUUUGCCUCGUCCAGGCCGUGCGUGGUGGAUCUGAGCUGGAACCAGAGCAUCUCCUUCUUCGGCUGGUGGGCCGGGUCCGAGGAGCCCUUCUCCUUUUAUGGGGACAUCAUCGCUUUCCCUUUGCAGGAUUACGGUGGGAUCAUGGCAGGGCUGGGCUCCGAUCCCUGGUGGAAGAAAACCCUUUACUUGACUGGGGGAGCUUUGCUGGCCGCAGCUGCGUAUCUGCUCCACGAACUCCUGGUCAUUAGGAAACAGCAAGAGAUUGACUCCAAAGAUGCUAUUAUUUUGCAUCAGUUUGCAAGACCUAACAAUGGUGUCCCCAGUUUAUCUCCUUUCUGUUUGAAAAUGGAAACUUAUUUAAGGAUGGCUGACUUACCCUAUCAGAACUAUUUUGGUGGAAAACUCUCUGCUCAAGGGAAAAUGCCUUGGAUUGAAUAUAAUAAUGAAAAAGUUUCUGGCACAGAAUUUAUAAUUGACUUUCUGGAAGAGAAACUUGGAGUGAAUUUGAACAAAAACCUUGGCCCUCAUGAAAGAGCCAUCUCCAGAGCGGUGACCAAGAUGGUGGAGGAGCACUUCUACUGGACGUUAGCUUAUUGCCAGUGGGUGGACAAUCUCAAUGAGACCCGGAAGAUGCUCUCCCUUAGUGGUGGUGGUCCCUUCAGUAACCUGCUGAGGUGGGUCGUGUGCCACAUAACCAAAGGAAUUGUGAAACGCGAGAUGCACGGCCACGGCAUUGGCCGCUUCUCAGAGGAAGAGAUUUACAUGCUGAUGGAGAAGGACAUGCGGUCUUUAGCGGGGCUUUUGGGUGAUAAAAAGUACAUCAUGGGGCCCAAGUUUUCCACUCUUGAUGCCACCGUCUUUGGACACUUGGCACAGGCUAUGUGGACCUUACCAGGGACAAGACCCGAGCGGCUAAUCAAAGGGGAGCUGAUCAACCUCGCCAUGUACUGUGAGAGGAUAAGGCGGAAAUUCUGGCCCGAGUGGCACCAUGAUGAGGACAACACCAUCUAUGAGUCUGAGGAGAGCAGUGAAGGCAGCAAAGCCCACACCCCCUUGCUGGAUUUUAGCUUUUACUCAAGGACAGAGACCUUUGAAGAUGAGGGAGCAGAGAACAGUUUUUCCAGAACCCCAGACACGGAUUUCACUGGACACUCGCUUUUUGAUUCUGAUGUGGACAUGGAUGACUACACAGACCAUGAACAGUGCAAGUGAUGUCCAGCCUCGCUGAUUCCCUUCCUUUGGAGCUGCCACUCCCUGGGAUCAGUCCGGUUUCCCAGGUAGAAAUUCAUCCAAGCUGGGAGGAAGUCCUCAUGCUUGGCAGUUUCUCAUGCUAACUGGACUAUAGCCGCCUUAUUUCUUUUUUGUACAAACAAAACACAACAAAACAAAACCAUUCAAAUGGCUUCAUUGAAAACAAA
Molecule: messenger RNA, 1451 nt
Organism: Tupaia belangeri chinensis (Chinese tree shrew)
Lineage: Eukaryota; Metazoa; Chordata; Mammalia; Scandentia; Tupaiidae
Gene: FAXC
Product: failed axon connections homolog, metaxin like GST domain containing
Exons: 6
Coding region: 16-1245 (409 amino acids)
Cellular component (GO): cytoplasm
Source: RefSeq, a predicted model, not a curated record